Sitophilus oryzae (rice weevil) is the source of this 2110-nucleotide messenger RNA. RefSeq names its product mRNA-capping enzyme. Gene Ontology annotation, biological process: 7-methylguanosine mRNA capping; protein dephosphorylation. Gene Ontology annotation, molecular function: mRNA 5'-triphosphate monophosphatase activity; mRNA guanylyltransferase activity; protein tyrosine/serine/threonine phosphatase activity. Lineage: Eukaryota; Metazoa; Arthropoda; Insecta; Coleoptera; Curculionidae. Bases 250 to 2004 code for a protein of 584 amino acids. The record is from RefSeq and is a predicted model, not a curated record. The transcript is spliced from 7 exons.
GGAGUACAGCGCAUAUGCAGCGCAUUACAGCCUGUUACAGCGAGUACAGCUGUGGAGUACAGCUGAUCCGUUAACAAAAGCAUAAAAUAUUGCUCCUCCAGUAUGGUUUUAUAAAUAAUGAAAACGAUUUAAAAGAAAAUGAGGUAUUUAUUAAUUAUUGUAAAGAAGUAGUAGUUCUUUCGUAACUUUUUGGUUUAAACCAAAAAGUUUUUUUUUCUCCGUAACCUCAAUACGAAUAUCCGUUUAAAAAUGAGUGAAAUGCGAAGAGGUCCUGGUCCUGUGCCUAAUCGAUGGUUGCAUUGUCCAAGAAAAGCAAACGAAUUGAUUAUGGCGAAGUUUAUGGCAUUCAAGACGCCCCUUAGCGCAGAUUUUGAUACGCAAGUUCCUCCUGAUUGUAGAUUUCAUCCUAAGAUGUUUUUCGAUAUUUGUAAAAUGAAAAAGAUUAAGAUUGGUCUCUGGAUAGAUUUAACAUUUACAAGUAGAUUUUAUAACAAAGCAGAAAUUGAAGAAUAUGGUUGUAAAUAUGUUAAACUCCAAUGUAGGGGUCACGGUGAAACUCCUUCUAAAGAACAAACACAUGUAUUUAUCGAAUUAGUGCAUAAAUUUAUUUCACAAAAUCCAUUAGAAUGUAUAGGAGUGCAUUGCACUCAUGGUUUUAAUAGAACUGGAUUUCUUAUUACUAGUUAUUUAAUAGAAAAAAUGGACUGCAGUUUAGAUUUAGCAUUACAAAUGUUUGCUAAAGCAAGGCCUGUAGGUAUUUAUAAACAAGAUUACAUAAUGGAAUUGUAUAAGCGUUACGGUGAUGUUGAAGACAUGCCUCCAGCACCAGAUCUUCCCAAUUGGUGUUCAGAAAGUGAUGAUACAAAUAGUACUGAUCAUUCUAAUGGAAAUUAUGAACCGCUUGCUUCAACAUCUUCUCAUAGUUCUGCAUCGGAAAAUGUUCCAUUUUUACCGGGAGUUAAGGGCGUCUAUCAUUUCGACGAGCAACCGAAAAAAACACAAAUACAGAAAAAAGUCCAGCUAAUGUGCGGUUGGAAGAACAAAGGUUUCCCAGGCUCGCAACCCGUGUCAAUGGACAGUGAAAACCUCGCUUUGCUGCAUCAGAUGCCGUAUCGAGUGUCGUGGAAGGCUGACGGUACAAGAUACAUGAUGCUGAUCGAUGGAGAAGACCAAGUAUAUCUGUUUGAUAGGGAUUUCAGAGUUUUUAAAGUAAAGAAUCUUAGAUUUCUACAUCGUAAGAACUUAAAUACGCAUUUAAGAAAUACAUUGUUGGAAGGGGAAAUGGUAAUUGAUAAAGUCGAUGGGAAAGAUAUUCCCCGAUACCUAGCUUAUGAUAUUAUAAAGUUUGAGGAUCAAGAUGUGGGAAAAUAUCCGUUCUACCCUACAAGACUUCAGAUUUUGGAGUCGGACAUUAUUAAACCUCGGUACAUUGCUAUGGAACAGUUGAUAAUUAACAAAACUUUGGAACCAUUCAGCGUACGGAAAAAAGACUUUUGGCCGAUCUCACAAGCUGCGAGCUUAUUGGGCGAAAAAUUUGCAAAGAGUUUGAGUCACGAGCCUGAUGGACUGAUUUUUCAGCCUUCUGAUGAGCCUUACGUCGCAGGUCGAUGUGACAAUGUGCUGAAAUGGAAGCCUCUAGAUCUUAAUUCGAUCGAUUUUCGAUUACGCAUAGUUACAGAAGGAGGGACAGGGAUCGUAAGUAAAAAAGUUGGCCAUCUUUAUCUUGGUCAGUACGAUCAACGAAUCGCCAAAAUGGACUAUACAAAAGCUUUAAAAGACUUGGAUGGUAAAAUUAUCGAAUGCAAAUUAGAAAAUAACAAAUGGAAAUUUAUGAGAGAACGGACUGAUAAAACAUUUCCGAACAGUUAUAACACGGCUAUGGGUGUGAUGAAGAGUAUACAAACGCCUGUGACUAAAGAGAUUCUUCUUAAUUUUAUUGAACAACAUGGAUUUAAAGAUGACAGUGAACUCAUGCCGCAUCCAUCAAAGCGGAUCCGAAGUUGAUAAUUCUCAAUCAAUUUUUAGGGUUGGAUAAUAAAAUAAGCCUUUAUUUAUAAAUUAAUAUGUAUUAAAAUAACUUUUUUAACAUUAAAUACAUCAUAUGGAGCAG